Molecule: messenger RNA, 1109 nt
Organism: Planococcus citri (citrus mealybug)
Lineage: Eukaryota; Metazoa; Arthropoda; Insecta; Hemiptera; Pseudococcidae
Product: structure-specific endonuclease subunit slx1-like
Exons: 5
Coding region: 277-1047 (256 amino acids)
Biological process (GO): double-strand break repair via homologous recombination
Cellular component (GO): Slx1-Slx4 complex
Molecular function (GO): 5'-flap endonuclease activity; crossover junction DNA endonuclease activity
Source: RefSeq, a predicted model, not a curated record
UGUUUUUGUUAUCAAUUUUUUUUUCGAAUUCGAAUUUCUCAAAAAUUGCAAAAACCUCUAAAAAUUCAACAAUGAGUGUAGUAGUUUUAUAAUUAUUGAUUAAUAUGGUUUUAAACGUUACCGCGGUCGAGAAACCAGUUCGCCGUUUUUUGAACACAAUUAGCGUAUUUUCCUUAUCAUAUUGCGGUGCUUACAUCUCACAAGUCGUUCUGAGAACGCGGUUUCCGCAGCCAAAAUUUCUCAUUUUGGUAACCUCAACUUGUUUUGCAACCGAAAAUGACUGAACUUGUCGAAGAUUUCUAUGGAGUAUAUUUACUGUACAAUUUGAGUGAAAAAUACAAGGGCAAAGUGUACAUUGGUUUCACGGUUGAUCCGAAUAGAAGAAUUAAUCAGCAUAACAAAGGCGUGAGAUAUGGUGGAGCUCGUAAAACUAGUUACAAAGGCCCAUGGGAAAUGGUGCUCAUAAUACACGGUUUCCCCAAUGAAAUUUCAGCUUUGAGAUUCGAGUGGGCAUGGCAAAAUCCAAUAAAAUCAAGACGGCUGAGGAAUAUAGCUCCGAAAAAAGCUCGCGAAAAAACGUACGACUAUACACUACGAGUUCUGUCAGAGAUGCUUCGCACAGGGCCUUGGAAACGAUUACCCCUCACUAUUCGUUGGCUGAAUGAAAAAUAUGCUCGAGAUUUUCCGGCUACUUUGGCACCUCCGUUUCAUAUGCCCAUCGUCUAUGGACCUGUAACUAGUAAAAAACUUCCACCAAAAACUAGGCUAGAAACCAUUCCUGAAAUAUUUACCAUCGAACAGUGCUUCAGAUGUCAUUCGAUUAUUGGAGAAGAUGAUCUAAUGAUGUGCGUUAAUCCGAAAUGUGAUAUAAAAUGUCACAUUGUAUGUUUCUCCGAAUAUUUUUUUUGUGAUUCAAACGACUUUGUUCCUAUUGAAGGAGACUGUCCCUCAUGCAAAGCGCAUUUACUUUGGGGGGAUUUAGUUCGUAAGAAAAAAGGCUGUUAUAAAGAUUUAGCGGAGAACGAUGAUUAUGAGGUUAAUUUUUAAAUUUUUUUAGCAAAAUUGUAAACCAACACAACGAAUAAAGUUUUAAAUGAUUUUAUUACAAA